UUCGUCCACGAUGCUCAAAUUAAUUUCUAUGUACGCGCGUCUCCUGGACUAUUAUCUGCAUUGUUUGAUCGAAAAUGGCUCCUUCUGCAACCUCCGAGCCACUGCUAUUUGCAAUAGGCACGCACUCGAAGAUUUCCCAUUAUGUUGUGACAUACGCCAGAAAGAAUCCCGGGGACUUUUUGUCAUAUCUGCGUCGCGUUUGGCCCGAAUACAGAGAAAGGCUAGCCGAGAACCCGGGCUGCUUGAGGUUCCUUGGCCGUUCCAAGGUUCUCGAGAAUGGAGAGACACGUAAGAUCCACAAGACCUGGAUUCCGCUCUCGGAGCUGCGGCGCCUUCAAAGUCGUUACUUGUUGCUCGGAGAAAAUGCCUCCUUUCCUCGCCUUGACCCCCUACUCCCAGAGGAUGAUACACUCGGAGACUGGGACUUUCUUCCGCAGCUUGGAUCUCAAACCAAACCUGAUAUCUACUUCUGGGUCAAUACUUUGUCCGAUAUUAAGUUUAAUUCUUGGUACAAGGUUGCCUCCUCGCAGCGAGUCAAGGAGUUAUAUCUGUUGCUCUAUGAGAUUUAUCAGGAAACCGUGGACGGUAACGAAGGUGAAAAGAAGGUCGCAAAUUACCUCAGCUAUGGCCAAUAUUGA
Fusarium verticillioides 7600 is the source of this 638-nucleotide messenger RNA. RefSeq lists its product as hypothetical. NCBI's taxonomy places the organism in Eukaryota, Fungi, Ascomycota, Sordariomycetes, Hypocreales, Nectriaceae. The transcript has a single exon. The record is from RefSeq and is a predicted model, not a curated record. Bases 75 to 638 code for a protein of 187 amino acids.